Molecule: messenger RNA, 2345 nt
Organism: Toxotes jaculatrix (banded archerfish)
Lineage: Eukaryota; Metazoa; Chordata; Actinopteri; Toxotidae
Product: sialidase-3-like
Exons: 2
Coding region: 67-1224 (385 amino acids)
Biological process (GO): ganglioside catabolic process; oligosaccharide catabolic process
Cellular component (GO): cytoplasm; membrane; lysosome
Molecular function (GO): exo-alpha-sialidase activity
Source: RefSeq, a predicted model, not a curated record
UGUAGAGAUACACACUGAGAGUCUUUCUUAUCAAUUGACUGAUCAUUUUAUACACAGACAGCAGCCAUGAACAGUGGAACUUUUCAGAAAAAACCUGUCUUUAAAGCUAAAGUGUACAGAAUUCCUGCUCUUUUCUAUGAUACAGAAAGGGACACUCUUCUGGCCUUUGCAGAGCAGCGGGAGACUAAAGAUGAUACCUCUACUGAAAAUCUGGUUAUGGCAAAAGGAACGGUAUCCCGCAGUGAGAGGAGUAUUCAGUGGACAGAGCCUGAAGAAGUGAAAGAGGCACAUCUUGAUGGAUACCGUCCCAUGAACCCCUGCCCAGUGUAUGACAAGAAAAACAGCAAACUCUUCCUGUUUUUCAUCUGUAUCGAGGGCAAACUCUCAGACUGGGACCAGAUAGAUAAGGGCACCAACAAGACCCGUCUCUGCUACAUCACGAGUGAGGAUCACGGAGAUAGCUGGAGUGAGGAGGUGACGGAUUUGACAGACCAACUAGGUGAAAUUAAGGACUGGUCCACCUUUGCAGUUGGGCCAGGCCAUGGUCUUCAAACAGAGUCUGGUAGAUUGAUUGUUCCUGUUUAUGCUUAUAGUUCCUGCUGCCCCUCAUGGUGUAGAGGUUGUGUAGACCGUCGUUGCACUAAAUCUUAUGCACUCGCCCUGUGCAGUGGUGAUUAUGGUGAAAGUUGGCAGUUUGGCAAAAUGAUUCAAACAAAUUCAGUUGAAUGUGAAAUGGCAGAGGUUUUUGAUGAAGGAAACAAAAGCAUCAUCUACUGCAAUGCCCGUAAUAAGGGCGGCAAUCGAGUGGAGGCUGCCAGUGGAAAUGAUGGAGGUGAUUUUUCCCAGCUGUGUGGUGCUGAGAAGCUUGUUGAAACAGGUACAGGUUGUCAGGGAAGUGUGGUCUCCUUUCCAGCUCAAAGUGAAGGUGAAAAUGCAGAGGGUGAGCAAAGAGAGAACCAGAACAAGUGGCUGCUCUUCACUCACCCAAGUGACAAGUCUAAAAGGAUUAAUUUAGGAGUGUAUCUGAACAAAUCCCCAAAGCCUCAAAGUGCAUGGAGCAAACCCUGGAUCAUUCACCAUGGACCCAGUGGUUACUCAGACCUGGCUUACAUUGGUGGUGGUUGGUUUGCUUGUCUAAUGGAGUGUGGGAAGAAAAAGGAAACUGAGCAGAUAGCCUCUGUGGUUUUUAGCUACGACGAUGUCAAGAAAGGCAUUGGAGAGUAAAUAACCAAUGUCUUUAACUGACAUGAUGCCUUUCUCUGUCUUCAAACCAUAAGUGACAUGUUGUCUUCCACAUAUGAAACUUCAAAGUAAUCUGCUGUUUUAUACAAGUAAUACUACAGCUCUGAAAAACUAAUUAGAAUUGAUAAACAUAUUAAUGAUUUACAAGCAGUUAUAUUUACAUGCUCUGCCUUUUAAAAUAAUUAACAGCCAUAUACAAAUACAGUUAACUUUAAGUUGCUUAUAUUUUCAUUUAUUUUUUAUUUAAUUUUGAUUUCAGCUCUAACAAUCAUGAAAGUUAUGCAUGAUACUGUACUUACAUUUUAAACUGUAUUUCUUUAUUGUACUUCUAAAGAUGUCAUAUGUUUGAGUUUGUGUUGUUUAUCAAAUGUCAUGUCAUCAUCUGCCGCUUAUCUGGGUCAAGGCCCAGGUCACAGGGGCAACUACCACCCAGAGUGGGGUUCAAACCCACGACCCAGAGAGAGUGAGUCUCGUGCUCUACCGACUGAGCUUACCGGGCGGCAUUUAUGAAAUGUAAAGAAAUAAAUAUUUUUAACUUUAUUAUAACAGCUGUCUUGAUUAGUUAAAAUAAAUAUUGAACAAUCUGUUUCGUUUGACAUUUGACACUUUUUUUAGUAGCUGAGACAAUGUGCAUCUUGUUUUUCCUCUUCAAGGGAAACUGUCAGGUUUGAUAAAGUAAAACUUCACAAACAAAAUACUAUUGCAGUGAAAACAUUCAUAACUGUUGAAAAUAUCAAAGGUCUCUGCUCUGGACCAGAUGUGAAACUUUUAAUAUUUUAACUUUUUGCUCAACUUGUUUUUACUGAGGAUGAUUGGAAUUACUGAAUUGAGAAAUUGCUAAAACAGACUGGAGAGGUUUUUUAUUUUUUGCAAUAUUUCACCUUCCUUUCCCACUUGUAGGGCUGUGACAAACUUAAAAUGCGUUGUUACUUUAGUCAUUUCUGAAACAUAUUUCAAGGUUUUGUGUUUGUGUUAUGAUGUGUGUUGAUUUGUGUGUUCAAAUCCUGGUUGUUUCACAUUGUACUUUUCCAUUUACUGAUGUAUGCAAUGACAUAUAUUCUUCAAUAACAAGAAAAUAAUAAAAUACAGAAAUAUGAUAGAAG